Messenger RNA from Carlito syrichta (Philippine tarsier), 1170 nucleotides. RefSeq names its product ubiquitin conjugating enzyme E2 L6 (gene UBE2L6). NCBI's taxonomy places the organism in Eukaryota, Metazoa, Chordata, Mammalia, Primates, Tarsiidae. The record is from RefSeq and is a predicted model, not a curated record. Bases 44 to 505 code for a protein of 153 amino acids. The transcript has 4 exons.
UCUGCCCUGCUGGAGCCGCCGGUGGCACGCGGUCGGUCCCGAGAUGACGGCGAGCUUGCGAGUGGCGAAGGAGCUGGAAGAUCUUCAGAAGGCACCACCCCAGUAUCUGCGGAAUCUGUAUAGCGAUGAUGCCAAUGUCCUGGUGUGGUACGCUCUCCUCCUGCCGGACCAACCUCCCUACCACCUCAAGGCCUUCAACUUUUGCAUCAGCUUCCCCGAGGAGUAUCCAUUCAGGCCCCCCAAGGUCAAGUUUACCACCAAGAUCUACCACCCCAACGUGGAUGAGAAUGGACACGUUUGCCUGCCCAUCAUCAGCAAUGAGAACUGGAAGCCUUGCACCAAGACCUGCCAAGUCUUGGAGGCCCUCAAUGUGCUGGUGAAUAAACCAAAUCUGAGGGAGCCCCUGCGGGUGGAGCUGGCUGACCUGAUGGAACAGGAUCCAGAGCUGUUCAGGAAGAAAGCAGAGGAGUUCACCUGCCAAUUUGGAGUGGACCGGCCCUGCUAACUCUGGUUUGACCCCUCUCUGCACUGGACCCUCUGCAUGGCAGAUGGACACACCUCAUGGACUCGGGCCAGAGCCCCUCACUGGCCCAUUUCCUGCUUAUGUUUUCCUUCCCAGGUUUUCAGUUAUGAGUCUUUUCUGUGGUGUGUGUGUACUCACUCUGAGUUCUCCUGGCCACAGGUGCCCCCUUCUCACUCCCUUUGCCUUCCCCAGAGCCAGGGGAGUUUAGGUUUUGCAGAAUGUCAGGCCAGUCCUCCAGCUCUGCAUCUAGAGAAACAGUUCACCUUCCAGGCCAGUUUGUAAGAACAGAGCCCGGCAGCCCCCAGAACCCUGCUGGGACCCAGGCACUGAGGCUGGGGGGACUGGGAAUAUGGGUGAGAGACCCGUGGAGGGUACCAUACUUACCAAUGAAUGAUUGAUAUCAGCCAGACCACUGAUGAGCAUGUAAGAUUUAGGUGCUAAGCCUUUUAUUUUCCACUGAUAAUCUAACCUCUAUCCUGGAAAUCUAAUGCAUGUUUCAAAAUCAGUUGCUGUCCCAUGGGUUUGCCAGUCCCUGGGGGCCAGGCCUCAGGCUGUGAGGUGUGUACCCUCCUGCAUCCAGUCCAGGGGUGAUCACAGAAACCAAUCCUGUGCUUGCUUGGCCAUUAAAGUCACAGGUGAAUUCUGGA